AUGUGCAUUACCUGCUCAUGUCACUAUGUGGUGGCAAAGUCCUGUGCCUCGCAGCGCUGGAGGUGGCAAGAGGAGGAGCGAGUCAAGAAAGCACAGCAACAAGAGGUGACAGCUUUGCCGGAAGUCCUUCAAGUUCUGGAGAUCUCACUUGAGGCUCAGCGGAAGUUCAAUCAAGAGCAGGCUGGCCGCCAGCGGAAGCGGGCCGAGGCGCGCCUGUCGGCUCAGCUCGAGGAGGACAUGGCGAAACAGGCAGCCGAAGCUAAGCUUCAGCAAGAAGAAGCCGAGGAGAGGAAGAAGCGCAAGCAACAGGAAGUCGCCAAGCAGAUGGCAGAAGCAGCAAAGCAAGCUGUCGAGCAGAAGGCACUGCAGAAGCAGGAGGAAGCAAAGAAGGCUCCGGAGCCACCGCAGAAACGUUUCUCUGUCUUUGCCCGAAUGAUCACAGGUGCGGAGGCGAUACAGAAGAUCAAGGACAAGCAGGUAGCCAGCAUGGCGCAGCCAUGCGCAGCAAUGUCGGAUGCAUCAGACCCUGGUGUUUGCCGCGACUGCAAGGGCCAAGCCUUGGCACAGUACGAGGCUGGAGCUGGAAGUCAGCAGGCGAAGCUCCAGCAGGAGGCUGCAACUGCAGUAGGUUACGUCGGUUCAAGUCGGGUUGCCUCGGCCGUCAUGGCGCUGGUCGCACCUUUGAGAGGCACUUCUAUCCAAACUCUGCCGCUGAGGGGCGGAGCACCCAGUCAGUCCUGCAGUUUAAAGACCCCAGGAGCUUGGAGUUUGAGCACGGUUGCAUGCCUAACCGGCGCAGUUUGCCUCAGCUCACGCCAAGCCUCCAGAGUGGCUUUGUUGGCGAAGACUGCAAAGACUAAGAAGCUCCCCAAAAGAGAAAAAGGCAGAAAGAAGCGGUUCGAACCCAGCGAGCAGUUGGGCGUGACCGAACCCUUGGGUUUUUGGGACCCCUUGGGGAUUUCCCCCAAAGAUGAACAGACAUUCUACGAGUACCGUGUCUGUGAGAUCAAGCACGGCCGAGUUGCCAUGAUGGCAUGUAUAGGAGCGAUUGGCCAGCAUUACUUGAGGUUUGGCUGGUUCAGCAAGACAACUUGGGGCGAACCGAUGCCCUCAGGUUUCGCAGCAGUCUUCAGCAACCCUGCUGCCUUUGGCAUGAUCGUUCUGACCGCCAUCGCUGGACUCCUGGAGUUCACACUGUUCAAGGAUGAUAUCUCGAAGGGAGCAGGGAACUUCGGCGACCCGCUUCGCAUAGGCCAGUACACAGACGACAUGCGCAAUCGCGAGCUCAACAACGGCCGCUUCGCGAUGUUCUCCAUUAUGGGGAUCAUCGCUGCAGAGGGUGCCACAGGCAAAGAUGCCAUCGAGCAACUGGGCCUCUAA
Messenger RNA from Symbiodinium necroappetens, 1380 nucleotides. The record is from the annotation of a GenBank genome assembly. Lineage: Eukaryota; Dinophyceae; Suessiales; Symbiodiniaceae.